Pogonomyrmex barbatus (red harvester ant) is the source of this 1121-nucleotide messenger RNA. RefSeq lists its product as uncharacterized. Gene Ontology annotation, cellular component: plasma membrane. The record is from RefSeq and is a predicted model, not a curated record. Gene Ontology annotation, biological process: detection of chemical stimulus involved in sensory perception of smell; sensory perception of smell. Lineage: Eukaryota; Metazoa; Arthropoda; Insecta; Hymenoptera; Formicidae. Gene Ontology annotation, molecular function: olfactory receptor activity; odorant binding.
AUGACUAUAGCUCUGGGUACAGAAACGCUUUAUCUAGCAUAUGUUAAUCAUGCUUGUGGAAUGUUUAAAAUUGCUAGUUAUCGAUUACAACAUGCUUAUGAUCAAAAUAUUCUGCAACUCUCUCCUUUUGUGAAAAAUACAAUGAUUCAUAAAAAGAUAGUCGCAGCAAUAAAGAUGCAUAAGAGAGCUCUUGAGUUGAUUAAAGAAUUUCGAGAUCAUGUUCGAAAUAACUGGAGUCUUUUAGCAGAUAAUUAUGAGAUCGAAAUAAUGUCUAAACAGGGAAGCAUUGGAAAAUUAUUUACGAUACUUAUAAUAAUAUUGGUUUAUAUCAUAAUUGUCUUCUUCAUUUUAACACAAUAUAUUUCAAUCUUACUCGAUAUUGUAAUACCUUUAAAUGAAUCUCGUCCGCGCAAAUUUUUAUUUCCAAUAGAAUACUUUAUUGAUCAGCAGAAAUACUUUUAUAUUAUAACAAUACACAUAGCUAUAGGAUUAUCUUGUAUAGCCACCAGUGGUGUAGCUACCGAAUCAUUCUCAUUAGCAAAUGCAUUACAUGCUUUUGGAUUAUUUAAAAUUGCUAGUUAUCGUAUGAAAUACAUAUUAAGUGACAUUAAUCCACAGAUGCAUACAGCAAAAAAAUAUGCCAUGUCUCGUAAUAGAAUAAUCGCUGCAGUGGACUUCCAUAGAAAAGCGAUCGAAUUUUCUGAAUUAUUAAAAACAAGUUUUGGAAAAAUGUAUUUGGUCUUAUUUGUGGCGUGUGUGUGUUCGGCCAGCAUCAAUUUAUUUAAUUUAUCCCGAAUAAUAACAAUGGAAAAAGAAAUAGUGGAAGUUAUUAUAUCUGUCUUAUUUAUAUUUCUACAUAUUGUGUAUUUAACUCUAGCUAAUUAUGCUGGACAAGAAUUUAUAAAUUAUGAUACGGAUUUCUAUCGUACAAUAUGUAAUACGAAAUGGUACAACGCCCCGUUAAAAACUCAAAAACUAUUACUUUUUUUGAUACAAAAAACCACGAAAUGUUAUAAAGUUGAUGCCGGUGGUAUGUUUAGCCCCUGCUUAGAAGGUUUGGCCACAGGUUUAAGUAUGUCGGUUUCUUAUUUUAUGGUUCUUCGCUCUGCAUAGUCAUAAUA